Alexandromys fortis (reed vole) is the source of this 2882-nucleotide messenger RNA. RefSeq names its product EH domain containing 4 (gene Ehd4). Lineage: Eukaryota; Metazoa; Chordata; Mammalia; Rodentia; Cricetidae. Gene Ontology annotation, molecular function: protein binding; calcium ion binding; GTP binding. Gene Ontology annotation, cellular component: cytoplasm; plasma membrane. The record is from RefSeq and is a predicted model, not a curated record. The transcript has 6 exons. Gene Ontology annotation, biological process: endosomal transport; endocytosis. Bases 79 to 1704 code for a protein of 541 amino acids.
GAGCUGCCCGGGCGCCGAGAUCCGAGCGACGCGGUGUCUGAGCAGAGUGCGGCGGGCUGCAAGUUGGCGGGCGGCGGCAUGUUCAGCUGGCUGGGACGGCAGGCGGGCGGGCGCGAGCGCUCGGGCGGCAUGGACGCGGUGCAGACGGUGACGGGCGGCCUGCGCUCGCUCUACCAGCGCAAGGUGCUGCCGCUGGAGGAGGCGUACCGCUUCCACGAGUUCCACUCGCCUGCGCUGGAGGACGCGGACUUCGAAAACAAGCCCAUGAUCCUGCUGGUGGGCCAGUACAGCACGGGCAAGACCACCUUCAUCAGAUACUUACUGGAGCAAGAUUUCCCCGGCAUGAGAAUUGGUCCGGAGCCGACCACAGAUUCCUUCAUUGCUGUGAUGUACGGGGAGACCGAGGGAAGCACCCCUGGGAACGCCUUAGUUGUGGAUCCCAAAAAGCCAUUCCGAAAGCUUAGUCGCUUUGGAAAUGCUUUCCUUAACAGAUUCAUGUGCUCGCAGCUGCCCAACCAGGUUCUGAAGAGCAUCAGCAUCAUCGACAGCCCCGGCAUCCUGUCCGGGGAGAAGCAGCGCAUUAGCCGAGGGUAUGACUUCUGCCAGGUCCUACAGUGGUUUGCUGAGCGGGUUGACAGGAUCAUCCUACUCUUUGACGCUCACAAACUGGACAUCUCGGAUGAGUUCUCAGAGGCGAUCAAGGCCUUCCGGGGCCAGGAUGACAAGAUCCGAGUGGUCCUGAACAAGGCUGACCAAGUGGACACCCAGCAGCUGAUGCGAGUCUAUGGGGCCCUCAUGUGGUCUCUGGGCAAGGUCAUCAACACGCCCGAGGUGCUUCGAGUCUACAUUGGCUCGUUUUGGGCACAGCCUCUGCAGAACACAGACAACCGCCGGCUCUUCGAGGCUGAAGCACAGGACCUCUUCAGAGACAUCCAGAGCCUGCCCCAGAAGGCUGCAGUGCGCAAACUCAAUGACCUCAUCAAGCGGGCGAGGCUGGCCAAAGUACAUGCCUACAUCAUCAGCUAUCUGAAGAAGGAAAUGCCAAACGUAUUUGGAAAAGAAAGUAAGAAGCGGGAACUUAUCUUCAGGCUUCCGGAAAUCUACGUGCAGCUGCAGCGAGAGUACCAGAUUUCUGCGGGGGACUUCCCUGAGGUCAAAGCCAUGCAGGAGCAGCUCGAGAACUAUGAUUUCACCAAGUUCCACUCGCUGAAGCCCAAGCUGAUCGAGGCCGUGGACAACAUGCUGACCAACAAGAUCUCCUCCCUGAUGAGCCUCAUCAGCCAGGAAGAAAUGAACACACCUACGCAGAUGGUGCAGGGUGGCGCCUUCGAUGGCACCACCGAGGGGCCCUUCAACCAGGGCUAUGGGGAGGGGGCCAAGGAGGGUGCCGAUGAGGAAGAGUGGGUCGUGGCUAAAGACAAGCCCGUGUAUGACGAACUCUUUUACACCCUAUCGCCCAUCAAUGGCAAGAUAUCAGGUGUCAAUGCCAAGAAGGAAAUGGUGACGUCCAAGCUGCCUAACAGUGUCCUGGGCAAGAUCUGGAAGCUGGCGGACUGCGACUGUGAUGGCAUGCUGGAUGAGGAGGAGUUCGCGCUGGCCAAGCACCUCAUCAAGAUCAAGCUGGACGGCUACGAGCUCCCGAACAGCCUGCCCCCGCACCUCGUGCCCCCCUCCCACAGGAAGUCCCUGCCGAAGGCUGACUGAGGGUGCACAGCUGGGGUGGGAAAGGAGGGGGUGCCUGGGUCUGAAGUCUGCCCUGCCACUGACUUGCUGAAUGUCCUUGGCCAAGGUUCUGUUCUCUCCGUAUCUCAGCUUCCUCAUGUAGGACGGGGAAGGGCAGAUACUGGAUGCUGUAUGAGGUCCCUUUACCUCUAAAAUUCCUAAAUUUCUAUCAAAAUAUUGAGAAGAGCACUAUAUAUGAAGAUUUAAAGUCUAAGAAGAAAAAGAGAUUAUCCAAAGAAAAAAAUGUAGAUGUGGACCCAGGCUGGGGAACUCAGGGAGUGAGCUGGGGACGCACUGAAAUCCAGGAUUGUGCUGAGCAGUCUGUUACCAUAAACCUCUCAGUUCUUCAAAGGGCACUGAGAGAAAAUAAUUUAUUUUUCAUACUUAUCUUUCUUUCUUGCUGUAUUUAGAGGGGGAGGGGAGCAGAACAGAGGGUUGUUUCUCUCUGUUGACUGACACCAAAGAGAAAGAAGAGUGAUACCCAGGUUUGAAAGAGGAUGUACCAUAUCUGUGUGUGCCCAGAGAGUAGGCAGCCAGGCCAGGAAAACCUGCCUUGUUCACGCACCUGCUGCAUGACCCUGCCAAGGUUCCUUCCAGCAAAGCUGGAUUCGGCUAGGAAUUUGGAAUUCACAUCCUCUGUCCACCCCUGGCAAGGACUGUAGCUGAUGUUUCAGAUCAUAAUGAAGUCUGAGGAUUGGCUUUUCUUCCCAGCUCACCCAAUAGGUUGCAGCAGAGUCAGUUUAUGAGACUCAAGAAAAGAGACAGUUCCCAUCUGUCACUAAGUGUGCCCUUCGGCCAUUGGAUGUCCCCAAGGCUUUUUGGUAGGCGACAGAAAAGUGAGUGGCAGAGUUUAAAUUCCAGAAGGCCAUGUCUUGAAUUGUGUAGUCCUAGAGACUCUGGGCCCAGGUACAGAGAGACUGGCCCCAUCCUGAGCUGUCAGUGGAGAUCAGUGUCUUGAUGAUUGGCACUGCUGUUUGAUUUUUAAAGAAAAAUGUGCAUUUUGUUGUGUCCAGUUGUGUUUUCCUCACAAGAUGAAGCUUUUCUGUAGAAAUCUUUUGUGUAACGCCUUGUCUUCCAAGCUAGUGUGCUGCUCAUCAGGAGUGCCUAUCUGGGGCCAGGAUUGGUCUGCGCACAUACCUCUCCCCAAGCCCUUGAAUUUC